AUGAAGGACACGUCAAUUGAAGCCUACACGCUCAUGUCCAUCACCAACAGAGACAUGGAUGAUGGUGAUGUGAAAAACGCCAUAUUACUAUCCGAGAGACUUUAUGCCAUAGACAACACCAAUCCGCAAUACAAGUUCUUAUAUGCAAAAUGCCUCUAUCAAUCGCUGGAUUACAAUGCAACCUAUAUCAUUCUCAAGUCUGUACAAUCCAUACCGUGUCUCAACCUGUUUGCAAAGAGCUGCUUGGAGCUUGGAAAUUCAGAGGAAUCAGACGAAAUGCAACGGCUGUAUUGGAGUGAGGGUGUUCAGGCACUGCGUUUGGCUCUGUCCAUGAAUGAUUUGCCACAGAAAACAUAUUGGGGAGAUGAGCUGGCGAGCAACACCACUCGACACCACAUGCCUAGUAAAGCAUCGUUAUGCAACUUGUUGGGUGAUUUAUACAUGAAAUUGGACAACAUUCGAGCAGCAUCUAUUUACUACUGGACUUGCUUGGAAUCCAAUCCCUACAAAAUAUCAGCGUAUAUGAAGUUAUGUGAUAUUGCGCCAGACAUUGAUUUCAAUACAGCCAAACUACCGCAAGACAUAUUCACAAACUUUGAUCCAGCUACAACAGACCUCUCUCGAUCGUCACAGUCUUAUUUACCCUCUGCUAUAUCCAUGCAUCAAUGCGACAUCUCCUUUUCCAACGAAUUAGCGUCUACUUCGGUCAGAAAGAAUAGCUGGGAUAUGCCGCUACUCAAAGACGAAUACCACGAUACCACAGUAGAUCAGUUGCGUGCCCUUGUUCGAGUCUCAUCCAAGAUCAGCGAGAAAAGCCAUGAAAACUUGGACAAUGAAAUCGAAAGAGGGGAAAUUGAGCAUGCAAAGGACAGCAUCAUCCAUAGCAUCAAGAGCGAUAUCGUGCAAAUGAAGGCCAACGAAGCGUACAAAAAUAAGCACGGAUUGCAUAAAAAACCGCCUGUACAAGCACCUCAGAAACUUAAAGUGGAUUUGACACUAAAUGACGAAAAUGAUGUCAAUUAUGCAGAGGAAAAGAAAGUCUAUGAAUCCAUUCAGCGAAAUGUUCCCCCUCGUUUAGUGCGAAAGCAAUCAGCGGAUAAUUUGGAGGAGGACACUGUGCAUCGCAAGAAGAGAGUCAAAACGGGACCAUCACGACAACAGAAACCAAAAUCGCUGGAAAGCUACUUUUUACCCUCUUUUCAUGGCCAGUAUGCCAAUGACCCUGACACAGAUGCUUACAUCAUCGAAGGCAUGAACAAAAUCAUGAAGGUGCUCUGCAUCUUGGCAAAUGGAUAUUUACGGCAAUCUUUUUACAACUGUGAAAAAGCAGCUUUAGAGUUGCAGCAACUGGAUGAUUGCCAGUACAAUUCAGCCCGUGUAUUGUGUAUUCUCGGAAAAGCUUAUUACGAUGCAGGUGAUUACACUAGCGCUCGAGCUUUUUUCAAGCAGGCAUUUGUCAUUGCACCUUGGUUCUGUGAUUGUGUGCCCAUCUAUUCAACGUGUCUAUGGUAUUUGGAAAAGGAAAAGGAGCUCAAUUUGCUGGCAUUCAAGAUGAAGGACAACAAGAGCCAUCUAUUUGAAGCGUACGUUGCUGCAGGCAACUGGGCUAAAUGCGUCAAGGGUGGCAAUGAAGCUACUCAAUGGUUUCAAAAGGCGGUGAAUUUGGAUCCAUCUCGAUCUUACGGACAUGCAUUGCUGGGCUAUGAAGAAUGGGAAAAGGGCAACAGUUUGGGCGCAAAGCAACACUUUUCAAAGAGCAUGAUUGCCAACAAGAGAUCCUAUAUUGGCUGGUAUGGCAUGGCGACAGCGUACCAAGGCAUGGAGGAAUAUGCCCAGGCAAGGACUUUGUUGACAGAGGCUGUGCGAUUGCAUCCUAGACAUCCUAUUGUGCUGGCUACCAUGGCUGAAGUGCUCUGUGAUCUGGAAUUGUAUCAAGAAGCUUUUGAUUUCAUUGAACGAUCUCUCAGCAUCAAGAGUAGCCCGUCCAAUCUCAAAUUGAAAGAAAAGAUUAGUCAGAGAUUACAGAUUCAGGAAGCUGGCAAUUAUGUGUAG
Mucor velutinosus is the source of this 2052-nucleotide messenger RNA. RefSeq lists its product as uncharacterized. The record is from RefSeq and is a predicted model, not a curated record. Gene Ontology annotation, molecular function: protein binding. NCBI's taxonomy places the organism in Eukaryota, Fungi, Mucoromycota, Mucoromycetes, Mucorales, Mucoraceae. The transcript is spliced from 2 exons. Bases 1 to 2052 code for a protein of 683 amino acids. Gene Ontology annotation, biological process: cell division.